Molecule: messenger RNA, 870 nt
Organism: Cantharellus anzutake
Lineage: Eukaryota; Fungi; Basidiomycota; Agaricomycetes; Cantharellales; Hydnaceae
Exons: 7
Coding region: 265-720 (151 amino acids)
Biological process (GO): regulation of DNA-templated transcription
Molecular function (GO): zinc ion binding; DNA-binding transcription factor activity, RNA polymerase II-specific
Source: RefSeq, a predicted model, not a curated record
CAUAGGCGCCUUCGCGAGCAGAUAUUUGAAAACACCUUGUUUUGGUCUGCCUGAAAAAUUGAAAUUGAAUCGAAGACCCUCCCAUUUCGGCGCCAGACGCAUUUCCGCUUUCCUCGAUCCGCUACUUAUUGUGCGGAUCUGCCUACUGCGAAGCAGUCAAGGCUUCUGAACGGAACUGAAACGAGAUGCGUAGCCUGGUUGAAGCGAUUCAAGUUUGCCUCCCGCCAUCUUCUGUUUCCCUGGUUGUCGCCAUCAGCCUAUAGUAUGUCUGCGUCUGCAGAGCCUUCAGAAAUGCCUCUGCCGGAGGGUUCACAGAGGCGCCGCAAGAACAACCGCGCAUGCUAUCCUUGUCAGCAAGCUCAGCGGAAAUGUGACAGAGACUGGGAAAUUGAAGGAGGGAGCUGUUUGAAUUGUCUGAAUUGGGGGACUCGUUGCAUCAGGCUGGCGCCUAAACCUCGAACCUCGAAGGAUCGGAUGAACAUGGCCAACACCAUUCCUUAUGCUGCUCAAGCUGAGCCGCAUUUAGAUAAUGUGUCACAGAAUACCGGAUUACGCAAGGGCAUUAACUAUGCGAACCGCCACUUUCCUGGUGUUUUCAACGAACAGCGAUUUGUGCAACGCUCUUGGCUCUCAAGAGAAAUCCCAGGGAGGAUGGCUUUAGGGAGCUUCUGGACCCUACCAAAGAAGCUUAUGGGAAGGAAUCCGAGAUCCCAACUCUAGCCACGGUUAUGGCUGCCACUUUACUGUCGUGGUGGCUGUCUAGAUCGAAGGAUCACUUUCGCUUUGCGAAAGAUCUUCUCCGUCAGUUGUUUACUUAGUUGCGUGCGCAUCGACGAGUUACUAACAGUGACGUGAUAAAUUCGAACCACA